Molecule: messenger RNA, 2748 nt
Organism: Pecten maximus
Lineage: Eukaryota; Metazoa; Mollusca; Bivalvia; Pectinida; Pectinidae
Product: leucine-rich repeat and guanylate kinase domain-containing protein-like
Exons: 16
Coding region: 140-2572 (810 amino acids)
Cellular component (GO): cytosol
Molecular function (GO): GMP kinase activity; protein binding
Source: RefSeq, a predicted model, not a curated record
UAUUAGUAAGCAUAGUCACAGUAUUUAUUUUAUUAAAUUUUAUCAUUAUAGAUGGUGAUUGGGAAAAUUAUAUCUAGCGUAUCACCGCGAACAUUUUUUUGCUGCGGUACUAUUUGUUUCUAGGCGAAAGGAAACAAACAUGGCGGACAACGGUGUAUCGGAUCACUCUUCUCCUGUGGUGGAGGGAAAUGUUGUUCAUGUGGGAGGUGAAACUCACGUACUAAAUUAUGAUACCAACAUUUUAUCUCUAGAUAAUAUGAUUAAUGAUUCAGCAGUCAUAGAUAGAGAGGAGAUAACUGACGAGUUGGACGAUGCAGAUGAUGAAGUUGAUGAAGAAGAUGUCGAGCUAUCCCCUGGAGGGAUUCUGGAUGAGGAAACUAUUGGCCGAGGUCUUUCUAACCUGGGACGAUCAGCAGAUGGGGCCAUGCAAGUCUAUCUACAUGUCACAGUACCGGGAUUCAGUCUUAAAGAUAUUGAAAUGAUCGAAAUGUUUGUCCACCUUCAAAAAGUGGAGCUUCCUUACAAUGAAAUCACAGAUCUCAGUCCAUUGAGUCACCUGAAAUACAUGUUGAUCCUGGAUGUUUCACACAAUAAGAUCAAUCGCCUUCUCGACUUUGAGCCACCAAAGAAUCUGAAGGAAGUUGAUCUCUCAUACAAUGAGAUUACAGAGAUGUCCGACCUGUCGCAGCAUCAUUAUCUGAUGAAACUCAAUCUGAACCACAAUCAUAUAUCUGAGAUACAUGGCCUACAAAACUGCCAGAGAUUGAAUACUCUACAACUAGCCCACAACAAAAUCUCAAAGAUACAGGGACUUGAUUGCCUGCCAAUUCAACAUCUGGACCUGUGCCACAAUCAGAUUAAGAGGAUAGAAAAUCUAGAAACUUUGAAGAAAUUGCUGAGAGUGAAUUUUGCUGGAAACAAUAUCCGAAGCCUGAAGGGAUUGCAGGAACAUGACCUUUUGGAGUCCAUUGACCUUGAGGACAAUGAGGUGAUAGAUAUUUCAGAAGUCAAAUAUAUACAAGAUUUGGAGAUGUUGCGAGUGUUGAAUUUAUUAAGGAACCCAAUCCAGGAGCUUCCAGAUUAUCGAUUGUCCAUACUGUAUAGGAUGCAGAGACUGAAUGAGCUGGAUCGUCACCGAGUGGAAGCUGAGGAAAAGGUGGCAUCCGUAAACAUGUUCAACCCACCACUGGAGGUGAUUGCAGCCAGGGACCAUAUCAUGCAUGUUGUUUAUUCCUUCCUGCAGCUUAGCCGAGUCCUUGACAGCACACUACCCAGUAUAGAGACACCUUACCCCAUGUUAGUUCUGGUAGGACCCCAGGGAUCUGGCAAGAAGAACCUCGCCAUGAAGCUGGUUGACGAGUUUUCAGAUUACUUUGGAUAUGCAGUGUCUCACACAACACGAAAAAAGCAGCCGGAUGAGACUGACGGGGUUGACUACCAUUUUGUGACUCUGGAAAAAUUUGAAAUGGAUAUCAAAAUGGGCCAGUUUCUCCAGACCUACCAGUACCACGGCGACUGGUACGGCCUACAGAUGGAGUCUAUAGAGAGUGUGGCCAGGGAGGGACUGGCCUGUGUCGUUCACAUGGAGUUAGAGGGUGUACUGACGAUUAAAAACACGUACUUCGAGCCACGCUACGUUUUAAUCAUGCCACUUGGUCGUGACUGCCAUGAGAAGCGCCUGAGAGAAAAAGCAGCAUACACAGAGAGCCAGAUAGAGUACACCCUGUCACGAGGCGAUCUGUAUGCUGGCUACAACCAGGAGCACCCAGGAUUUUUCGAUAUGAUGAUCGAUAGUGAUGACAUUCAGGUUGCAUACAAACGCUUACGGCGAUUGGUCAUGGACUACUUAGGAAUCAGCCUCAACAGAUCACCAGCGGGUUCUAUUGACGGUGACGCCGAAACACAUAUAGAAACUGAUGUCCAUGGAACAACGCAGAUAGGAACUAGGACAUGGUCCAAACCAAGUAUCGCAGAUAGUGCAGGGAUGUCUCAGGCCUACACACGAACAAAGGCUACGCAGUCUCCCGUACAGUCAGGGCGUGGCAUGCUUGAAGAGGCAUCUUGGAGAAGAAGACAUAGUGCAGCUAGGGAUGCUGUAUCAGGCUAUAUCCCUCCACUGUUUGAACAGAUUGUAACCCAGUAUCCAAAGACAGCACCCCAGACAGUUGAAGGCCAGAUGGGGCUAGGGGACGGAGAGGUCAGUAGGUCAUACUCUGCCCCUGUACAGAAACCACCACAUGCUGAAUCAGAUGAGGACAGUUCUAGUGAUGAACGCUCCGACUCCAUGUUGUCAGUUGCCUCAGCCGGUGAUAUGGGUGGGGGUUCACCAGAGGGUUCAGUCCACGGUGGAGGCAAAGGUCCCCAGUUACCCACAGAAACCAUGAACCCGUUAGAAUUUAUGGAGGAGGAAAAGGGGGGCAAAUCUCAAACCAGUCAGCCAGCAGAAAUCCACGAAGCAAGGCCGCCAUCUGCCCCACGACCGGGGUCAAGAAGUCGGCCAGGAUCAGAUCGACAUAAAGUGCUGCCCCCUAUAUCCCCCAUUCCAAAAGUGAACUAUAUUCCUGAAUAUUAAUUGUUAUUGUUUUGAUAUUAUUAUUGACAGAAUCUUGAUAAUUUCACAAAUGUGACUGAAAAUUGUGGACUUGUUUACCACAGCAGUGACAUACUGGUUUGUGGCUCACACUGGAGAGUAAACAUCAGCCUGUGUGUUUGUUUCUUAGAAUGUGCUUUGAUUUCAAAUGACAAACA